AUGUACGUGGACUUUUCCGUCGGACAGAGAGCGCGCCCACGAGACCAGUUCGCGGUGGCGGACGGGAGUUCAGCGCGAGCGCCAGUGGACCGCGGCCUGAGAUGCUGCGCCCGUGACCGUCCUGCGACAGUGCCACGAAACGUAAGGAACCCCACGCCCGCUCGGGCGGUCCGCAUUAAUACCGGCCGCCUUCCUAUUUGCAUGGCGCAUACGAGUGGAUUUUAUUUUCGUCUGGCGGCCGCUGUGUGCGUGCGUGUGCGGGCGGCGGUGUGCGCGGGCCGCGUGUGUGCGGCGCGCUCCACCCGCCGAGGCGGCUGCUCC
Messenger RNA from Iphiclides podalirius (scarce swallowtail), 321 nucleotides. The record is from the annotation of a GenBank genome assembly. NCBI's taxonomy places the organism in Eukaryota, Metazoa, Arthropoda, Insecta, Lepidoptera, Papilionidae.